CUGGCGGAGCCGGAGGAGGCGCAAGAGGAAGGCGCAAGGGGCUGGCUGCCAGGAGAGGGCCCCUGACGGAGCGAGAGGAAGGCAUCGCAGCAAGAGCCUCCUCGUAAGGCAGCGGGAGAAGCAGGAGCCUUGCGUCCUGGUCAGCAUGGCCGCCGGCCCAGCCCUGGGCAUGUGUUUCCUGGCCUCUGUAGUUCUGAGUGUGGACGCCUCCUCGGUUAGCAACUGGUGGAACCUGGUGCCCCGGAAAACAGUCCCCUACAAAGACCUGAGGGAAGUGACCAAGCGCUUCUCCAAGAUGGGGGUGUUCAACUACACAACACUGACCCUGGCUGACCCCAAAGGGCUGCUUUAUGUGGGAGCUCGAGAAGCCAUUUUCGCCCUCCGCACCAACAACAUGGAGCUGGAGGAAAUGAUCCACUGGGAGGCUCCAGCAGAGAAGAAAGCAGAGUGUAUCCAAAAGGGCAAAAGUAAUCAGACUGACUGCUUCAACUACAUCCGUUUCCUGCAGAGUUACAACAGUUCCCACAUGUAUGCCUGUGGUACUUACGCCUUCCAGCCCAAGUGCGCCUACAUUAAUCUGGCCACCUUCUCCUUGGACAGACUCUCCUUUGAAGAUGGAAGGGGGAAGUGCCCCUACGACCCCGACAAGGGGCACACGGGCCUCAUUGUGGAGGAAGAGUUGUAUUCGGCGACACUCUACAACUUUCUGGGCACAGAACCUGUGAUCCUGCGUAACCUGGGCCCCCAGUAUUCUGUCAAGACUGAGCACCUGCCCACAUGGCUCAAUGAACCCCAUUUUGUGGGCUCGGCCUUCGUCCGGGAGAGCAAAGGCAGUGACAGAGGGGAUGACGACAAGGUCUAUUUCUUCUUCAGCGAGCGGGCGGUGGAGUACGACUGUGACAUAGACCAAGUUGUGGCCCGGGUAGCCAGAGUCUGCAAGGGGGACGUGGGUGGCGCCCGGACUUUGCAGAAGAGGUGGACGACAUUCCUGAAGGCACGGUUGUUGUGCUCUAUUCCAGAGCAGCAGCUGCAUUUCAAUCGGAUCCAGGGAACGUACACUCUGAGUGGGGAUCAUUGGCCUGAAACUAGCUUUUUCGGAGUCUUCCAAGCACGCUGGGGAGAUGUGGAUGUUUCUGCCGUCUGUCAAUACCAGAUUCAAGAGGUGCAGAAAGUGUUUGACGGUCCCUACAAGGAGUACAGUGAGGUAGCACAGAAGUGGGUUCGGUACUCAGACCAAGUGCCCAGUCCUCGUCCUGGAGCAUGCAUCACCAACUCCCUGGAGCUGCCUGACAACACGCUCAACUUUGCAAAGAAGCACCCCCUGAUGGAUAAGGUGGUCCCUCCCCAAGGCAACCGGCCUUUGCUGGUCAAGAAGGAGGCCAACUUCACCCAGCUGGUGGUGGAACGGGUUCAUGGCUUGGAUGGCAAACCAUAUGAAUUGCUCUACAUUGGCACAGAUAAUGGCUGGCUGCACAAGGCCGUGGUCUUGCCAUCGGGUGUCCACCUGAUCGAAGAGCUGCAGAUCUUUGAGCAAGCCCAGCCUGUCAAGAGCCUAGUGUUGUCCCUGCAGAAGAGGGUGCUGUUUGUUGGCUCCAACUCCCACGUUAUCCAGCUUCCUGUGGCCGACUGCAGCAAGUAUCACAGCUGUUCUGACUGCAUCCUUGCUAAGGACCCUUACUGUGCCUGGACGUGGAAUGGGAGUCGCUGUGUUCGCAUCGAUGCUUAUGAUGGGACCUCGCUGCUGUUCCAGGAUUUGGGAGUGGAGCCUGGGAUUUGCAGCCCCCUGCGCACAUCAAAAUCAGGAACCAAAGUAAUUCCUAAGAACAUCACGGUGAUGGUGGGCACAGACCUGGUCCUGCCUUGCCGCCCAACCUCCAACCUGGCCCAGGCUCGCUGGACCUUCAAUGGGCAGGAGUUGCCAGAGGAGCGGGACUCGGUUCUGUACGAUGCCCACCUCAAGGCGCUGAUCAUCUUGGGCACCGGUCUGAAGCACACCGGGCUGUACAGGUGUGUCCAGCUGGAGGAACGCAAUGAGCUGAUGUCCGAGAGCUACGUGGUCACCGUGGUCUCUGGACCGGCCAUGUCUCUGGAAGCACGAGCCCCUCUGGAGAACCUGGGCCUGGUGUGGAUGGUUGUGAUCGCUCUGGCCGCUGUGUGCUUGGUGCUUCUGUUGGUGGUGCUGUCCCUGCGGCGCAGGCUAAAGGAAGAGCUGGAGAAGGGCUCCAAGGCCAUCGAGAGCACCUUGGUCUACCCCAUCGAGCUGCCCAAGGAGGCAAAGAGCCCCACCUUCAUUCCCAGCACCACCUCGGACUCGGACGAGAAGCUGUGGGACCCAGCCAGCUACUACUACUCUGACGGGUCCCUGAAGAUCGUCCCAGGCCAUGCCGUGUGCCAGAACGGAGGCACCACGCCCUCUCCCACCACCAAUGGCAUCCCCGGGCAGCCCCUGCAGUCUCCCCCGCUCCACUCGCCCAACCGCAUCAACCUGGGCAACAUCCGCGGCUCCUCCUCCAACGGCUACAUCCGCCUCAACCUGGGCGCCGAGGAGCGGCCGGACUACAGCGACCUGGCUGAGGAGCUGCGCCGGAAGCUCAAGCAGAGGCAAGCGCUGCCUGACUCAAAUCCCGAGGAGUCGUCCGUAUGAGCAGCCCAUGGACUGGGCCUGUGUUAUUUCUCAACUACCUCAUAAACUAGGCCGGGAUCACUGCCCCUGGCUGGUUCUACUUUUUUUAAGAAAAGAAAUCCUAUUUAAAUACUUCCUUCAGACACUUCGGCCCCCAGUUUUUAUACACUGCCAAGCCCCCACUACAGGCUGCUCCUGCCUCAUUCAGUGUUUUCAGCUGUGCUUCCUUCUGAGAAAUCCCCAGGACUUUGUGGGAGGUGUGUUCAACUCUUCCUUUGCCUUGGAUGGUGAGCCUGAACCUCACUGGAGACUUAACCAUUGGACUGGAAGACCCAGUAAUUCAGGCCUGUUCGCUCUCCCCCCCCCCCCGC
Messenger RNA from Lacerta agilis (Sand lizard), 2994 nucleotides. RefSeq names its product semaphorin 4C (gene SEMA4C). The record is from RefSeq and is a predicted model, not a curated record. NCBI's taxonomy places the organism in Eukaryota, Metazoa, Chordata, Lepidosauria, Squamata, Lacertidae. Gene Ontology annotation, molecular function: semaphorin receptor binding; chemorepellent activity. Gene Ontology annotation, biological process: negative regulation of axon extension involved in axon guidance; axon guidance; positive regulation of cell migration. The transcript is spliced from 15 exons. Bases 146 to 2644 code for a protein of 832 amino acids.